Molecule: messenger RNA, 1647 nt
Organism: Pteropus alecto (black flying fox)
Lineage: Eukaryota; Metazoa; Chordata; Mammalia; Chiroptera; Pteropodidae
Product: protein NipSnap homolog 3A
Exons: 6
Coding region: 141-884 (247 amino acids)
Cellular component (GO): mitochondrion
Source: RefSeq, a predicted model, not a curated record
GCUAAUCCUGCCGAGCCCCGCCCGACCCUGCGUCCGCCAGUUGUCUGGUCGCUCCUCUUUGUCUGUCGCGAAACUCUGAGAAGAGGAAUCUAGUACAGAAUACCGCCUCGCUUGCCCUUCUCUGCGCUCCAAGCCGCGCCAUGCUGUGUCUCCGGAGCGGCCUAACUAGAGCUCUGGCCGCGCGGAUGCCCACGCCUCAGGUGUGCUCAUCUUUUGCUACAGGCCCCAGACAGUAUGAUGGAACGUUUUAUGAAUUCCGUACUUAUUGCCUUAAACCUUCAAAGAUGAAUGAGUUUCUGGAAAAUAUGAAGAAAAACAUACAUUUUCGGACAGCUCACUCUGAAUUGGUUGGAUGCUGGAGUGUAGAAUUUGGAGGCAGAAUGAAUAAAGUGUUUCAUAUUUGGAAAUAUGAUAAUUUUGCUCAUCGAACUAAAGUUCGGAAAGCCUUGGCUAAAGAUAAGGAAUGGCAAGAACAAUUUCUCAUUCCAAAUUUGGCUCUCAUUGAUAAACAAGAGAAUGAGAUUGCUUAUCUGGUACCAUGGUGCAAAUUAGAAAAGCCUCCCAAAGAAGGAGUCUAUGAACUGGUUAUUUUUCAGAUGAAACCAGGUGGGCCAGCUCUGUGGGGUGAUGCAUUUCAAAGAGCAAUUAAUGCCCAUGUCAAUCUAGGCUACUCAAAACUGAUUGGAGUCUUCCACACAGAAUAUGGAGCACUCAACAGAGUGCAUGUUCUUUGGUGGAACGAGAGUGCAGAUAGUCGUGCAGCCGGGAGACAUCAGUCUCAUGAGGAUCCCAGAGUCGUGGUAGCUGUUCGGGAAAGCGUCAACUACUUAGUGUCUCAGCAGAAUACGCUUCUGAUUCCUACAUCAUUUUCACCGUUGAAAUAGUUUCCCACUAAAAUAUGAAGCAUUUUAUUAACUACCAUAGAUGUGUCUGCUAAUGUUGCUUAAAUUCUCCCAAGAGAUUCUCACUUUUAUUUGAAGAGGUGGUUAAGUUAAUUUGCUAUGUCUCUGCAUUUUUAAGGCCACCUCUGCUCUUUGUCUUCAUCACCUCAGGAAAUAUAGUUCUGUUCAUUUCCCCAAUGACAUUUCAAUAGCUAUUAUACAUUAGAAAUAUUUGCCACUACUUCAUGAUCUUGCAUUUUCAUUUUUUUCAGAAUGUCUCUUAGAAUUUUCUGUUUUGACAAUACUUUGCUUUAUAUUUAAAUGAUGUUUUUACAUUUCUGUGCCUGACAGUAUUUUAAAAUUAAUUACAUGCAAUGUCUGUAUUUUCAUGAUGUCUGUUUUUUUCUGAGAUUUAAAAACAAACUUGCCCAGUGAAGUUUAUUUUGUGAUAUCAAUUGGUAUUCAUAAGAAUAUUAGGUCAAACAUAUUUCUUUACCUUGGGGAAGUACAGUAUCACCUGUGUCAUUUAUAUUAAUUAUGGUCUUCACAUUAUUAGUGACUAAUUUGGAAAAUAAUGUAAUUAGGUGUCAAUGUUAAAAAAAACUUCAGAAGACUUAUUUUAUAUGUUGAAAUGUGUUGAUUUGUAGUUAAUUUUUGUUCAUUUUGGAUCACUAUUUAACAAAGAUACUUGGGACAUCUAUUUGUCUUAAAGAGAUUUUAUGGUUCUGGAAAUACUUGCCCUAAUAAAAGCCUAUGUAUUUAUACA